UACGAAGUUCAGCAGGAACCGCUGCUGAAUGAGGCCCUCUCCCUUGAGUUUACACCGUAUAAAAUCAUUGCGGUGGACGAGGUCAAGCAGACUGUUACGGUCUCAUGUUACAUCAGUCUCCGAUGGCGAGACGACAACCUGCGCUGGAACAGAAGUGAGUUUGGUGGCAUUGACAUGUUUGUGAUCAACAGCACAGACUUGUGGACCCCCAGUAUCUACCUGCCCAGGUCAGAUGGCCACGGGUUGCGGCUGGACCGAACGGAUCACCUGACCAUCAAGACGCAACGGUUUAUGAAUGUCGUAUCCACAUUCCUGUUUCAGUUUACAGUUUUCUGUGAGCUAGAUUUAUCCAUGUAUCCAUUCGAUUUUCAGACCUGCGAGAUAACCUUCUCGCAGAUGCAUGGCUACAAGCUGUCUUCCGUGGAGUCCAAGGAAUACGAUUUUCAACUGGCCCAAAAGUUGCAAACCUCCGGUGAAUGGGCGAUAAUCUCGUGGAACGCUUCACGCAGCUGGUGGCAGGGAGACCUCCAUUUUCUAGCCUACGUCAUCAAAAUAGAACGUCACAGCACGUAUUACGUAGCAAACCUUCUGACGCCGAUCUGUCUGACCGCGGUGAUGACGCUCCUCGUGUUCUGGAUCCCCGCAGAAUCCGGGGAAAAAAUGUCGUUUCUCGUGUCGAUGUUUGUGUCCACCUCCGUCUUCUUGUACACCAUCAACGAUGUGAUGCCCCGCAGCAUCAACACGCUUCCCACUAUCAACAUCGUGGUGGUAGCUGUCAGCUUUGAGAUGUUCUUGGCGGCCAUUGCCACCCUCGUCUCACUGCGCAGACACAGUCGU
Messenger RNA from Lymnaea stagnalis (great pond snail), 837 nucleotides. Lineage: Eukaryota; Metazoa; Mollusca; Gastropoda; Lymnaeidae. The record is from the annotation of a GenBank genome assembly.